Sparassis crispa is the source of this 222-nucleotide messenger RNA. RefSeq lists its product as hypothetical. The record is from RefSeq and is a predicted model, not a curated record. The coding region runs from base 1 to 222 and encodes 73 amino acids. The transcript has a single exon. Lineage: Eukaryota; Fungi; Basidiomycota; Agaricomycetes; Polyporales; Sparassidaceae.
AUGGGUGUGGGUACCACGCUUCGCUCAGUUCUCGUUUCCGGUGUCAAGGACAGACGCGAUGAACGGCUGGUAUACCAGAGUUGUGGUGGAAGGAUAUGCCCACACCAACUCAAGCUUGGCACUACCGGAGACGAGCCGGACAUCGAUGCUGAGGAUGAGGACAAAUCUUCCUUAAACGAUUCGCAGCAGCGCUUCGACAAUACCGGAUGGAACUGUCAAUGA